AAGAAUGUUUGUUAGUCAAAACAUUGGCAUUAGCUUACAGUCUCAACCCGAAGUGGGUUACCAAUAGCAAAGACUAAAGAAAUAAAAGUGCGAUGAAUGCUACACACAUAUGUAUGUACAUGCAUAUGAGAAUAUAAUUUUGCCCAAAGACUGUUUAAUAGUGGCAUACAUAUACAUGUGUAUGUAAUGAAACGUGAUCAUUCUGGAGUUUAUCGCAUACGAACAGUGAAUUGAAAGUUAAAAAAAGGAAAUAAAAACCAAGCAUGUCUUCGGACCGAUUUCACAAAGCUGCAAAAGAUGGCUUACUUGACGUUCUAAAAGAAGCUACUCGUAAGGAUGCCAAUGCUAAGGACGAUGAUUCUAUGACACCGGUGCUAUGGGCGUCCUUUGAGGGACGUUUGGAUGCGUUACGUUUGCUUUGUGGAAGAGGAGGUGACCCUGACAAAUGUGACCAGUUUGGCAAUACGGCGCUACAUUUAGCCUCCGCUAAGGGACAUCUGCAUUGUGUGGACUUCCUGGUGAAAUUCGGCGUCAAUAUCUAUGCGCUUGAUAUCGAUCGUCAUAGUGCUAAGGACUUAGCGGCCAUCAACAAUCGCGAUGACAUUCUACGGUAUUUGGAUAGCGCCACAGCCAAUUUCGAGACCAACGACAAGAAAAAGGCCAAAGCUAUGCGUGAGCUAGCGGAAAAGAAUUGUGAGAAACGCAUGCGCGAAUAUAUGAAACGUCAACAAAAACUGGAAAAUGACCAGAUUGAAACUGGCAGCAAAGCAAUGGCCGUAGCGAGCAACAGCAAUAAGUCAAAUAUGUUGUCAACACUUAAACAAAAGAUUUGGUCCAGUCAAGGAAAUCUGCAUAAACCAACGCGAGACUCAGCGCCACUUGCUGCGCCCUGUCCAAGUAUUAGUAGCGGCAGUACGGCCACAAAAUUUAGUGAGCUCGUAUCGCCUGGCAGUGGUAGCGGCGGUAGUGUUGGCUCAAUUGCGAGUCGCGCCGGUACGGUGCAGAAGAAGCUGCGCAGCCACCAACAUUCGGGUCAUUCAAAUAAAGUAGACGAGACUGGCUUCAAGAUUGGUGGCAUUGAACCGGAUGGUAAACGCACAGUAACGUCGCUUAUAGGUGUACAACGUGACUCGGAAGUGCUGUAUGUGGGUACGUUCAGCUCAAAUGAAGAGAGCAGUAAACGAGGUAAAAUCAGCGAUGUUUUCGAAGUAGACGAACCGAGCAGUGAUCGUGAACGCGAAACCGCCAAGCUAGCUUACGGCACACUUUCACGUUCUUUUUCACAACCCGAUAUACUUGGGGAUACGCUAACGUCCACUGGCCGAUUGAGUGAAGAAUUCGCAAUGCAACGCCCGGCUGGCCUGUUCGAUCGUCCGAUGUUAGGUAGCAUAGCGUUUCGGCGUUCAGUGACUGCGGCUCUUAGUCAAUUGCAGCCAGAUGACUAUCUGCCACACGACAUGGAAACCGGCAAUACGAGUACCAGCACAGCAACAGGGCGGCAGAGUGGCGCCACAACUGUGACGAAAACACGUAGCAACAAACAACGAUCAUUCCUCAAUAUAUCUGAUUCCGAUUCUGAGGGUGCGGAUGGGUAUAGCGACGAUGAGCAAGACAAUGCAUGCAAUCCAAUUGCACGUUUUCUCACCGCCUGGGGCUUGGAAGAGUAUUUGCCUGUUUUUCAGAAACAACAAAUUGAUCUGGACACGUUGAUACUGUUAACCGAGGCGGAUCUAAAAUCUUUAGGGCUACCUUUAGGACCUUUCCGAAAACUUACAUGCGCUAUACAAGAACGUAAAAAUGCGCUUGCUAAUCCCGGUGCGAUGACGGACAGUAGGCUUUGAAGCAAAACGUGUACUCUGUAAACGGCGUAUCCGAAUAUUGGUGUCAUCACUACUUAACCCGCAUCAUCAAUUUUCAGUGCAUUGCAGUUUAAGCCUCGUUGUUUUUACAGUAAAAUACCAAUUUAAAAGUUUAGUUAAAAUCCAAUGUAUUUAUCUAUUUUACGCAAUAAAUAACUUUAUGUACAUAA
This is a messenger RNA of Bactrocera neohumeralis, 2029 nucleotides long. RefSeq names its product pre-mRNA splicing regulator USH1G (gene Sans). NCBI's taxonomy places the organism in Eukaryota, Metazoa, Arthropoda, Insecta, Diptera, Tephritidae. Gene Ontology annotation, molecular function: protein binding. The record is from RefSeq and is a predicted model, not a curated record. The transcript has 5 exons. The coding region runs from base 264 to 1841 and encodes 525 amino acids.